This is a messenger RNA of Fulmarus glacialis (Northern fulmar), 669 nucleotides long. Its product is annotated as opsin-5-like. The transcript has 2 exons. Lineage: Eukaryota; Metazoa; Chordata; Aves; Procellariiformes; Procellariidae. The annotation marks the transcript as partial. The record is from RefSeq and is a predicted model, not a curated record. Gene Ontology annotation, molecular function: G protein-coupled receptor activity. Gene Ontology annotation, cellular component: membrane. Gene Ontology annotation, biological process: G protein-coupled receptor signaling pathway.
UAUGGGACAGCCUGCUGCAUCACGUGGAAAGCCUCGAGCAGGGAGGCCACGCUCUACAUCCUCGCCCUCUUCAUCUUCUGCUACCUUCUCCCCUGCCUCCUCAUCCUCGUCUCCUACUCGCUGAUCCUCUGGACGGUGCGGGUGUCCCGGAGAGCCGUCAGGCAGCACACGUCCCCCCAGCGCAGAGCCCGCAGCGUGCACAGCCUGGUUGUGAAGCUGAGCAUUGCCGUCUGCCUGGGGUUUCUGGCUGCCUGGACCCCUUACGCCAUCGUUGCCCUGUGGACAGUCCUCGGCGACGCCAGCCAGGUGCCGGUGCUGGCCUUCGUGCUGUCGGCCGUCUUUGCCAAGUCCUCAACGCUCUACAACCCCCUGGUGUACCUGCUCUUCAAGCCCAACUUCCAGAAGUUCCUCUCCAAGGACAUGGUGCUCCUCCAGGCCAUUCGCACCCUCCUCUGCUGCGGCUGCCCGAACGCCGCGCUCCAGCCCUUCCCAUCCCCGGGCUUCGGUGACCACCCUGGGGCUUGCAGAAACUGCAACGACACUUUUGAGUGUUUCAGUAACUACCCCAAGUGCUACAAACUCCCCCAGGCGCCCGGCAGCUCGCCCCGGCGCGCUCCCCUGGCUAUCCUGGCCGACGGGGCUGAUAGACAGCCGGGGGCGAAGCGGCAG